This is a messenger RNA of Pyricularia oryzae 70-15, 2559 nucleotides long. RefSeq lists its product as uncharacterized. The coding region runs from base 1 to 2559 and encodes 852 amino acids. The transcript is spliced from 2 exons. The record is from RefSeq and is a predicted model, not a curated record. Lineage: Eukaryota; Fungi; Ascomycota; Sordariomycetes; Magnaporthales; Pyriculariaceae.
AUGUUGCCCUCGGCACUGGUCAGCACUUACCAGCAAUACAAGCUGGACACCGACUCUGUCGCUGCAUGGCUCGCCUCCACCGCCAAAUCGCUUGGCUAUUCUGCUGACCUGCUCGACUCGUCGGUUGCCGCCACCUCGACCUCCCAACCGCGAGCAUCUGGUGGUCGUCUCAAAGGCAAGGCGCGCAGCAACGCCAAGAAGACGGCCGCUGCAGGUGCAAGCUCUUCCGCGCCGGCCCCCAAGCCCAGCGGCCCCAAGUACGUCAUUAGCGUCCGCAGCUUCGUCUCGCUCGCCGAGUACAUUGCCGAAAAAGCAGCGCCCGUCCCGGAGGUGUUCCGGACUGUGAUUGAUCGCGUCAUUGCCGCCCGCUCAAAGUUCGGGGGCCAGCUCCGGGACUAUGGCGAAGCAAUUAACCCAGGAUCCGAUGCUAAGCACCAACACUUUGUCGAUGUCUUGGCAAAGGUCCGCUCUGUUCUGAGCCCCUUGAUGCCCGCUGUCAAGGACGAGGACGGCCAGUCAGACGCUGCUCGUCUGGCGAAUCGCUUUACGGGUCUCGCCGUCUAUGAGGCAUCGCAGGAGUUCCUGAAUCUGCCUGAUGUCGCGAGACCAGGAACAGCGCAGAACGACGACUCUACGUACGAGGCCCAGCCGGAGCGGUCCUUUGAGGAGGCAAUCUUCGCGCCGGAUGCUCUCAUCAACGACCUGGGUCAUGUCAGGAGUCAUAUUCGAUGGAUCUGGUCCAACCACAAGGAUGGCCUCUUCGAAGUGGCCCCAGCCGCCGUUGCAACCGACACCGCCGUUGCCCUCGCCAGAGGCUUGAUAGACGAGGUGCUUCCUUUGUUGGAAUGGAACGGUGGAAUCGGAGACCUCCUAGAGAGGUACUAUUUGCUGAGGUGCAUUGUCCAGGGCUGGAAGCUUGAAGACCUCAAGGUUGCUGCCAAUGUCAAGGACAACUUCAACCACAAGACAUAUGACAUCGCCGACGGCACCUACCUUUUGCCCUAUCGGCUUUUGGAAGCCUUUAUUCCUGUUGUGGAAGAGCGAGGUCAAGUCCCGAUUUACAAAGAAGGCAUGUUUGGGUACUGGGACCCGAAGAGCAACCGCUCCCUCAAAACUGGGCUCCAGAAGUUUGAGGACGACCGGGCCCUCCUCAUGCCUUUUUUCUCCGAAAUCGCAACCGCGAUGCGUGGCGUCGACAACUGGCCGGUCAAGGACGAGCUCUACCAGGGAGUGGAGGAGCUUGCGAAAACAAAAAAGGUUCCAUUUUAUGCCGCGUUUGCCGCCCAAAUAUUCCUCGACAUUACAUACGAGCUAGGCGAGCACGUUGAGCGUGGGUUCGACGCGUUCCAAGAGCAAACCAACUUCAUGAACAACGAUGUCGAGCAACACUUUGAGUUCCACUCGAAACUAAAGAUCAAAAGCUGGACCGCCGCCCACGACCAGAUGCUGCGCGAAUUUCAAAAGAGCAUCCAGUGGCUCGGUAAAGACCCUCUACGCAACGUGCAGAACCGCCUUCUAGCGCGCAUGGGCGCUCCCGCCUCCACCAUGCCGAUGCACCUCAUCUUCCGCAUGUCCCCGGUCGUCAGCGGUCUCAUGCUCUUCCACUUCCGCCUGGUGUAUAGCCAUGUCGGCCGAGCCGUCGCAGACGCGUGGGGUUCCGUCCAGUACGCCCAGCACUUGUACAACGCCGCCUGCCGGGAGAGACUGGUGGGUCGGGAAGAUCGGUGGCAGGACAUGGAGGUCCUUUACGCCAAUUUGGGAGAGGGUUCCUUCUACGUCGGUGGAGAGGCGCCCAAGACCGCGGCUGACUACUUCAAGAAGUUUUCGCUGCAGAUGGGCACCUCGGCUGCCGCCAUGACGGGCACCCGCCGGAGAGGCGCCCCGCUGGCGUCAGGCGCGGGACCCCGCGGUCUGAAGGAGGGCUGCCCCGUGUCGUGCAUGUUCAAGGGCCGGUACGUGCGAGGCCAGAUCGGCCCCUCGGGAUUCCUCACCCCCGAACGCGUCGACCAGAUCAUCGAUCUGAGUCUAUUCGAGCCGAUCGAGACCCCCAACGACGGCAAGGGCGACGGACUGGUGCUCGGCCGGAUCGAGCACCCUGCUAUUCUCAAGGAGAAGGCAAAGAAGACCAUGGCGAUGGGAACAAACAAGCAGCAGCGCAAGAAGGCCGCUGACGGAGGCCGUGUGACUCCAUCCCAGCUCAUCCAGCCGCUGACCUGGGCCCUCCAGGCCGAGACUCUAGAGCUGGCUUUUCCCCUCCUGACGUUCCACCGUUGGUGCUGGCGGCUCCUCCGCUCGGUCAAGGAAUCAUGUGAUUCGUUGCUUACGACGAGGUAUGGCCCUGGCUACCUCGAGACUGAGAGACAGCUCCCUUUCGUGGUGGGCUGGAUCCUCAUGGCGGCGGGCGGGUUGGGCAACGAUGUCCCGGAUCGUCGCAUGCUCGAAAUAGCAGCCGGCGUCAUCGGAGAGCUCGGCGGAUGCGAGGCUGGAAGCAUAGUUAGCGAGAAGAUCUUGGGAAACAUCUUUGAUAUGCCGAUUGCGUUUGAGGAGGAGGAUGCGUAA